AUGUUUUUGUAUUUGUUUUGUUUUAUUUGUUGCGUGUCUAUCGGUGCUGGGAAUACGUUGAGCAAGGGCCUGCUUAGAGCGAGUGAUGGUUAUUUCACUUAUGGAGAAUAUACACAUUAUAAAUUGCCGGCCUGUAGGGACUGCAGUUGUGGCGAGCGUAAUGAAGAGGGUCGUGUGGUUGGUGGCUCCACUGCUGACUUAAAUGCUUUCCCCUGGAUUGCUCGUCUUAUUUACCACAAUUCCUUUGGUUGUGGCGCAUCGCUCAUUAACGACAAAUACGUGAUCACAGCGGCGCACUGUGUUAAAGGGUUUAUGUGGUUUAUGUUUAAAGUGAAAUUCGGUGAGCAUGAUCGAUGUGAUACUAAAAGUAGACCGGAACUUCGCCAUGUGGUGAAGAUGUACGUGCAUAAUUUUACUUUGACGGAACUGACGAAUGACAUUUCACUGCUGCGCCUAAGUAGACCCGUGGAGUAUUCCUAUGCCGUUAGGCCUGUAUGCCUACCGAAAGAAGCUAAUAACCUAUACGCAGGUAUUCAGGCCACUGUUUCUGGUUGGGGAGCUACGGCAGAAACCGGGAAAUGGUCUUGUACACUCCAGGAAGCACAACUACCAGUUCUAAGUAAUAAGGACUGUCAAAAUACGAAAUAUAAUGAGACAAAGAUCAAGGAUGUCAUGAUGUGCGCUGGAUACCCAGAAACAGCUCAUAAAGACGCUUGCACGGGAGACAGUGGAGGACCUCUUAUUACUGAAAAUAGUGACCAUGCGUAUGAUUUAAUUGGUAUAGUAUCAUGGGGCUAUGGGUGUGCAAGAGUGGGUUUCCCAGGAGUGUAUACUAGAGUGACUAAAUAUUUGGACUGGAUUCGAGACAAUACUGAAGACGCAUGCUACUGUGACUAUUAGAUAUUAAAUUCUAAUUAUUUACCUCACCUGUAUACAUCAAUUACCAUUAACUAUUUUAAUAAAAUUUAUUAAUACAA
Messenger RNA from Melitaea cinxia (Glanville fritillary), 977 nucleotides. Its product is annotated as trypsin-1-like. Gene Ontology annotation, molecular function: serine-type endopeptidase activity. The record is from RefSeq and is a predicted model, not a curated record. The transcript has 7 exons. Gene Ontology annotation, biological process: proteolysis. Lineage: Eukaryota; Metazoa; Arthropoda; Insecta; Lepidoptera; Nymphalidae. Bases 1 to 900 code for a protein of 299 amino acids.